AUGGAGGAGACUCUGGCGCAAUCAUUCGAUCCGCAAAGGUCAUGGAAGGAAUUUGCGCGGUCCGGCACAUCUGAACUGGAGUCAUUGCUUUGCAAGCAAGAGGGCGCUUCACUGGCGCCCGGCCACAUGGACCUUUUCGACGGCGGCACUUCUUCCCGCGACGAUGCGUUCCUUCGACCCGCACUUUGGGAGGACAUCGCUUCCUCCAUUAGAAACAUCGAUCCCGAGAAUGCCAACAUGCUCGCGCCACUUGGGGCCACUCACGUCAAGCUCGAAGCUGACGAUCCCUUGCUUGAAGAAUGUGCCACGCCCCUCCUCAGUCCUCUCGAAAUUAAAACGGAGAGGAUAUGCGCACCACCUAUAUACGCGCAUCCUCAACCACCACAGCAUCAGCCACAACUACAGCCGGCGCCGUCCUUCGCCAAGUACCCACCGUCAAGAUUGGUUUAUAUGUCCCCUCUGACUCCUCCCGGCUCUGAUCAAGGAAGUCCUGGAAACUCUAUGCAGGGCGGCCCACGGCGGACACCACCACCGCCCUACCACCCGCCGCCACUUCUGCGCGCGCCCCACGGGCCCCACACGCCCCACACGCCGCACAUGCCACCGCAUCCCUCCCAUGCCCAUCACCAUUCACAGGCGAUGCCCCAGCAGAUGCAAAUGGUCACACAGCAGGCGGUGCCGCAGCCACCACAUCCGAACCCCACGUUGCAGCACUCGCGGCUCGCAUCCCCACAUCCUGUUAAAUACAAUAGGAGGAACAACCCCGAACUAGAGAAGAGACGGGUCCACCAUUGCGACUUUAUGGGUUGUACAAAAGUUUACACCAAGAGCUCGCACCUGAAAGCCCAUCAGCGUAUACAUACAGGUGAGAAACCGUACACUUGCCAAUGGCCGGAGUGCGAAUGGAGAUUCGCGCGCUCAGACGAGCUGACACGGCACUACCGGAAACACACCGGCGCCAAACCGUUCAAGUGCGCAGUGUGCGAGCGUUCGUUUGCCAGGAGGGGCGGGGACCAACCGCCCAUACCUCCCCCUGCUCAGGAGGAAUGUAAUGAAAACAUCUUUCUGGAGUGCGACCUGGAAACGAGCCUCAUGGACACGUUCUACGGAGUACAG
This is a messenger RNA of Iphiclides podalirius (scarce swallowtail), 1116 nucleotides long. The record is from the annotation of a GenBank genome assembly. Lineage: Eukaryota; Metazoa; Arthropoda; Insecta; Lepidoptera; Papilionidae.